AUGGAAUCCAUUGGCAUAAAGGUAAAAUGGAGCUGGAGCUCAGCCGCAAUCGGAGCAGCAACAGCCGCAGCAGCAACUUCUCUCCUCAGCGCCAAGCCAAAAGAUCCAACUUUCCACCUCAUCUCCAUAGACCUAACCUCACUGAAACUAAACCUCCCUGUCCUCGACGCAGAGUUAAUGCUGACCGUACACGUCACCAACCCCAACAUCGCAGCCAUCCAUUACUCCUCCACAACCAUGUCGAUCCUCUACGAAGGCACGGUCCUUGGAACGGCGGAUGUCGCAGCCGGUUCGCAGCCUGCGAGAUCCUGCCAGCUUCUGAAGUUCCCGGCGCGUCUGGACGGGAUGGAGCUUGCGCAACACGCGCGGCGGUUCUUCGCUGACGUGGCGAAGAGGGAGAUGAAACUUGAGGCUAAGCUUGAUAUCGAAGGAGCGGCUAAGGUUUUGUGGUGGGACCAUAGUUUCAAGGUGCAUGUUGAUAGCUUCGUGACCGUUGAUCCCGUGUUUCUUGAUAUUAUGGGUCAAGAGAAUAAAUCUCAGAUGGAUUUGUUUCUUGCUUGA
Messenger RNA from Microthlaspi erraticum, 561 nucleotides. The record is from the annotation of a GenBank genome assembly. Lineage: Eukaryota; Viridiplantae; Streptophyta; Magnoliopsida; Brassicales; Brassicaceae.